AUGCAGGAGAACUACGAGACUGUAACCUCGCUGGGGUUUCCAGCCUCCGAUUCUGACGCGGUUUCCGAGCUGGAGCGAGGGGAGGAGCUGUGGGUCCUGGAUCUCCAGGAAAGAGAGAUCCUGAGAGGUGGCGGGAUGGUGAGUGAGAACACGGAGCCGAUGUCUCAGCAGGAAGAGGCUGAGGGAGUGGAAGCACAUAGGGGAUUAUCGCAAAGAUCUAAAAGGAAUGCGUCCAUGUGUCGUGAGCAGGGAAAAGCCUGUGAGAGUCAGCUCAGGCCAGGGACGCAGCAGGGCAACCAGUCAGGGGAGAAAGCUGGUGAAUCUAUUAAUUGUGAGGGAAUGCACAAGGACCUCAAGGAAUCCACAGCCCAGCAGAGAACCCUCAUGGGAGAUAGAAACAACACAUUUACUGAGCGUGGGGAAAACUUCAGUAACUGCUCAGUCCUUAUUACCCAUGAGAGAAUCCUUGCGAAAGAGAGACUCUAUGAAUGUGGUGAGUGCGGGAAAACCUUCACUCGGAGCUCACACCUUAUUAGACAUCAGAGAAACCAUACGGGAGAGAAGCCCUAUGAGUGCUGUGAGUGUGGGAAAAGCUUCAGUCAGAGUUCAGACCUUAUCAGACACCAGCGAAGUCACGUGGGAGAGAGACCGUACGAAUGCUGUGACUGCGGGAAAAACUUUAUUUACCGUUCAGACCUUAUUAGACACCAGAGAAUCCACACUGGACUCCGACCCUACGAAUGCGGUGAGUGUGGGAAAAACUUCAGCGACCGCUCAGACCUUCUUACGCACCAGAGAAUCCACACAGGAGAGAGACCCUAUGAGUGCAGUGAGUGCGGGAAAACCUUCACUCGGCGUUCACACCUUGUUAGGCAUCAGAGAAGCCACACAGGGGAGAAACCCUAUGGAUGCUGUGAGUGCGGGAAAAGCUUUGCUGACAGCUCAGCCCUUAUUAAUCAUCAGAGAAUCCACACGGGAGAGAGACCCUAUGAAUGCAGUGAGUGCGGGAAAACCUUCAUUGACAGCUCAGCCUUUAGUAAACAUCAGAGGAUCCACAAAAAAGAGAGACCCUAUGAGUGCUGUGAGUGUGGGAAAAGCUUCAACGUGAGCUCAGCCCUGGUUAGACAUCAGAGGAUCCACACAGGAGAGAGACCCUAUAGAUGCUCCGAGUGUGGGAAAAGCUUCCAUCAGAGGUCACACCUCAUUUAUCAUCAGAGAAUCUGCAAGGGAGAUCAAUAACAUACAGAUCUUGUCUAUGCAUGAAAAAGGAUUUUUUUUUUCUGUAGGUCUUUUGCUACAUAGUGACCUGUAAGGGUAUUUACACCAUUUUCUUUGCUGUGUUCCCUCAGCUUACUCACGUGAAUUGCCAGCUUUUGCCUUUGCAAUUCACCCUUCUUUGGAGUCUCUCCCAUGGUCCUUAUUAUCAACUCCCUUGUCCUAUGAGUAUGUGUCCUUCCUACCAGAUAUUUCCAUCAGCCCCAUGUUGGGGAGAUAGGGGUUAUGACAGGUUCCCCUGGGUGCAACCUGGGGAACUGGGGUACUGGUGAGCCCUCUGUCUUACCAACCUGGGCUCCCUUUCACACUAUGAUGCUGUGACAAGCUGCAAACCUCUCCAGGUCUUGCACUUACACAGCCAUCCACAGGCUGGGACACACCCAACGGAGUUACAUGAAUGCACUUCUAGCCACUCAUGAACCAACAAUAGAGAAGCUUCAGCCAAUUUCUCUAGCUCCCCAGACUAGGACCCCAGGUCUGUACCGUCUUGCCCUGGUCAGAAGGCUGGCCAGUGUGAGUUUAUAACCCAGUCUGGCCCUCCCUCAAUGUGGAGAGGACAUAGAUUCAUAGACUCUAGGACUGGAAGGGACCUCGAGAGAUCAUCGA
Terrapene triunguis (Three-toed box turtle) is the source of this 1881-nucleotide messenger RNA. Its product is annotated as zinc finger protein OZF-like. The coding region runs from base 1 to 1239 and encodes 412 amino acids. The record is from RefSeq and is a predicted model, not a curated record. NCBI's taxonomy places the organism in Eukaryota, Metazoa, Chordata, Testudines, Emydidae. The transcript is spliced from 3 exons. Gene Ontology annotation, molecular function: DNA-binding transcription factor activity; RNA polymerase II cis-regulatory region sequence-specific DNA binding. Gene Ontology annotation, biological process: regulation of transcription by RNA polymerase II.